Messenger RNA from Mucor mucedo, 839 nucleotides. RefSeq lists its product as uncharacterized. NCBI's taxonomy places the organism in Eukaryota, Fungi, Mucoromycota, Mucoromycetes, Mucorales, Mucoraceae. Gene Ontology annotation, molecular function: calcium ion binding. The transcript is spliced from 4 exons. The record is from RefSeq and is a predicted model, not a curated record. The coding region runs from base 125 to 727 and encodes 200 amino acids.
GUUAAGCGGAGUUGACAUUUUUUUUUGGUGCCUCUUGGCUUCGCCUCAUAACAAAUUCUCAUGAUCUUUUUUCUUCGUUUUUUUAUUAUUUUCUGCUCAGAGGACUAACUUAUAUAUACAGACUAUGAACCCAUAUGGACACAGAGAAGGAUUUCCUUCGACACCGCAGCAGCAGCAACAACAGGGUUAUUAUCCUAAUAACCAAUAUCGCCAAUCUUCACAGUACAAUUUUAACGCACAACCACCAGUUAACAGCAAUCCGUUUUCACCUAUACAAAGGAGUAAUACAUUUUCUAUAGCAGAUAGAAGAGAGAAUUAUCUGUGGGAUUUAUUUUUAAGGGUCGAUACUGACCGGUCUGGAUCAAUUUCAGUUUAUGAACUCCAAACGGCACUUGUGAAUGGAGAUUGGAGUCCCUUUAACAUUGAGACGGUUCGCAUGAUGGUUGGCAUAUUUGACACUGAUAAUAAUGGAACAAUUGAUUUUGGGGAGUUUCGAGGUUUAUGGAAAUAUGUUGAAGAUUGGAGCCGUUGCUUCAAAAAGUUUGACCAAGAUAACUCGGGUAGUAUAGAUUGCUAUGAAAUGAGUCAUGCGUUGCGAACAUUUGGUUAUAAUGUGAGUGAUAGAUUUAUAGGCAUCUUAAUUCAAACGUUUGAUAAAUAUGGUUUGUACAAUGAAGGAUGGGGGGAAGAAAACUUUCUCAUAUUUUUACAUAUUAGGAAAUGGUGAUAUUACUUUUGAUAAUUUUGUACAAGCUUGUGUUACAUUAUCAACGUUAACAAAGGCAUUCAGAUCAAGAGAUUACGAGACUAGAGGAUCAAUUAUUGUAAAUUAUGAAGAU